GAAGAAUUAUUGCUCAUAUUUAUUACCUUACCAAUACCUGCUCUUCCGUUCUCCUCCCCCCAUUACCCUCAAAAGCGCUAGAAUUGCAAGAGAUAGAGACGGCUAUGGAGGAGUUCUACCUUAGCAUUGCAUCGAUGCGGCCAGCGUCCGCUCUCCUAUUCGCUUCGGCGGCGUCGCCUGUAGAUUUCACACCCUCCUUGUUUGAUUCCCCUCCGCCGACUCCUGCGCAGGAUGUGACGUCCAACGUCGACGAGGAGAUGCAGGAAGCAUUAGAACAAGUACAAUUCGUCAUUGGCUACUCAUUCAGUAAUUUAUCUCUCCUGGAGGAGGCCCUGACCCACUCCUCCCACCCAAGCCGCAUUUCUUACCAGAGGCUUGAGUUCGUCGGAGAUGCUGUGCUUAACCUUGCAUUCACCAAUUUUGUCUACCUUACGAACCCUUCAGUCGGUCCUGGUGCUCUUUCGCUCCUCCGAGCCGCCAAUAUCUCCACCGAGAAACUCGCUCGCGUCGCCGUUCGUCAUGAUUUUUACCGCUAUCUCCGUCGGAACUCACCCUCGCUUGAUUUAAUGGUGCAGGAAUUCUCUGAAGCAGUUAGAAAAGAAAAAGAGGAGGACUAUGCUGGAAUUUCAUAUGGCGGAAGCAUGGUAAAAGCUCCUAAGGUUUUGGCGGAUAUUGUAGAGUCUAUUGCUGCCGCUAUCUACAUAGACUGUAGCUUCAAUCUCGUGGAGUUCUGGAAGGUUUUUAGGGGAAUUUUAGAGCCAAUCAUUACUGUGGAAACUCCAAACCAGCAGCCCGUUUCACACAUCUAUGAGCUAUGUCAAAAGCAAGGAUUGAGUAUCGAGUUUAAGAAUUGGAAGAAAGAAAAUAUUAACAUAACUAAUGUUUACGUUGAUGGGGAGCUUCUUGGUGUUGGGUCCUCUGAGCAGAAGCCUAUUGCAAAGCUCAAUGCUGCCAGAGAUGCACUGCAAAAGUUGUGCCAUGAUGAGGCUGACCGCAUGGAUAUUGCCAAGUGCUCUUCACAGAGCAGUAGAACAUUGGAAGACGUGGCAACAUCCACACAGAUGAAUGGUGGGCUUGUGACGGGCAAGGCUGAUGCAAAUGGAGGAGAGGAAGUAGAUGGUUCAAAACAGAGGCUUCAUGAUCUUUGUUCCAAGAAGCGUUGGCAAAAGCCAGUUUACAGGUAUGUGAUUACCCUUUUUAGGCAGUGUUUGAUUGGAGCCUGA
Phalaenopsis equestris is the source of this 1223-nucleotide messenger RNA. RefSeq names its product ribonuclease 3-like protein 2. Bases 105 to 1223 code for a protein of 372 amino acids. The record is from RefSeq and is a predicted model, not a curated record. Gene Ontology annotation, molecular function: RNA binding; ribonuclease III activity. Gene Ontology annotation, cellular component: cytoplasm; nucleus. Lineage: Eukaryota; Viridiplantae; Streptophyta; Magnoliopsida; Asparagales; Orchidaceae. Gene Ontology annotation, biological process: siRNA processing. The transcript has 3 exons.